This is a messenger RNA of Notothenia coriiceps (black rockcod), 2953 nucleotides long. Its product is annotated as glutamic acid-rich protein-like. The coding region runs from base 89 to 571 and encodes 160 amino acids. The transcript has 2 exons. The record is from RefSeq and is a predicted model, not a curated record. Lineage: Eukaryota; Metazoa; Chordata; Actinopteri; Perciformes; Nototheniidae.
GUCGGAAAGCGGUCUGGAAGGUAACACACCUGAAACCCACAGAGCCCUGAGCGAGAAGGAACCUUGGCGACCUGGUGACCAGGCCAGCAUGAGCUACGAGCGGGUGAGGGACUGGUUCUCCUCCACCACCAGGAGGGGGGAGGAGGGCAAGGAGCUGUUCAGUGACGAGGAGGCAGAGAGGGAGGAGGAGGAAGAGGACGAGGAGGAAGAGGAAGAGGAAGACGAGGAGGAGGAGGAGGAGGAGGAGGAGGAGGAGGCAGCAGCAGAGCAUGCAGACAGCGAAGAAGAGAUGGAGGUGAAGGAGCAAGGAGAGGAGGAGACUGAUGACGACUGCAACGAGGAGGAGGUGAAGGAGGUGAAGGAGGAGGAAGAGGAAGAGGAGGAAGCAGUUGAGGAGAAAUCUGAAGGGGUCAGCCAAUCACAGCCUCAGGCAGAAGAGCAGACAGGAGCAGAGAGAAUCAGUGCUGCUUCCUCACACUGUGGAGUGGACAUGGAGGGAGAAGGUGUCAGUGUUUCUCAGCUGGUGGCUCGGGACCUAAACAUGGCCGCAGGAGGCUCACAGGUGGACUAACUGAUCUAGAGUCUGUGCCUUGGAUUGGAGCUUUGGGUUCUGCAGCAGCUGAGAAACACUGAGAGGACGCUGAUCUACAGACAGGAAGGGUUUGAGGGGCUGAGGGGACCAACAGCAGAGUAAGUCCCCUGCUCCUGUACAAAUAUCAAGGCUUUUAUUUUUUGCCCUUUGUCCUUUUUCUUACAAAAGAAGGAAUCACUGUUUUUAAAGUGAGACGUGAGACCUUGCAUGGUUUUUUCAUAAUUAUCAAAAAACGUUUCUCUGAAUGAUGGACCAUUUUCUCAAGGCCCCCAAAACGUUUUACUGUUCUGAUGAAAAGAGGUUUUUGAAACCAUACUGUUUUUUUAUGUGAAUAGACAAAUUAGUGCCAUUCUGUUUAUCAUUUCUUUUUCUGAAUCAAAGGAAAUCAGUGCGAGUCUGCGUGCGAACUUUUUUGUAUUUUUUUUUAAGUCUUAACGACAUAUACAUAUAAUGGAAACUAAAUCCAUGAUACUAUUAUUACGCUAUCCUGAGUUCUUUUGAAUACAGUGAUGAUUUCCAUGUGAGCAGGUGUUUGGGUCCAUUCAGUUUCAAUGACGUCAAAUCAGCUUCUGGAUUAACGUCCAAAAACGCAAAAGGCACCAACACCUUCAAAAAUCCACCUUAAAACUAUCAUUUGGCAAUUAUUAGAUUCCAUUUUUUAUCAGAUGUAUUAUGCUCUACAUAGUGGAUUUAAGUUAUUCCAAAAUGCAACUAUAAGGUAGGCUCAUCAAGUUAUUUACCUCCAUAAAUACACAAACAAUUUAGAUUUUUAACUCAAUAUCAAUGUAUCAAAAUUAAAGAGUUUCAAUGAUUUUAAAAUAAUAAUUUUAUAUUAGGAUAAAAAAUAAGAAAGAAAUCCUUUCAUUUGAAUAACCAUCAUGGUGUUUACCAUACUGCUUAGAAUACAAUAUUCAUCUUACACAAAUAAAAUAACAAAAAGGUCACUUUCAAAAAUGUGAAUAAAUAAAUAAAAACAUGUUAUGUUUUUUGACUGUUGGUCUGUGUUCUUUAAAGAUUUCCCUCAGGCUCGGACUAAUGAUUAUGUUUGUUAAACCUUUCUGAUGGACCUUCAUUAAUCAGAGAACAAUCGUCAUUUAAAAUGUAUUUUUGUUGGUCCGACAGUCACAAGGUUACAAUGAAGAAUAAUAAAGGAAACUACGAACCUUACACUCUGUGGAAAUGAUUAUGUAUCACUAAUUUCUGACAUUAAAAAUAAUUACGACUCAAGGCAAAUAAGUUCAUUAAACAUAUAUAGAACAAAAAAUAAUCCGUACUUUUAACAUCUCAGACUUAUAAUUAAAUUAAUUAUAUAAAAUAUGUACAUUUUUACUAACUGCUUUCUCUAUACACAUAUCCUACCUGCCACCUUUUGACAAGUUCAAGGGUUCUCAGAGGCAUUGUGGGAAAUGUAGGAACAAGUCACAAUACAAUAGCCAGUUAGAGAUAGACCAAAAAUAAUGACAAAUCAUGACUACAAAAUGAAAUGAAAGAAGUAAACAAAAUGUUUUAAGGUGGAUUUUUCUUUGAGCUCUACAUUAAAGCUCUGAGAACACGAUUCAAAAGAAAGAUGGAGGAGGAUGAUACAGAUGAAACUUCAGUCACUUUUUCGUCAUUCUUUGGACACUUGCCAAAUAAAUUAUUUUUCCAACAACAAGCUGAUUUCGUGAUCGACUCGAAACGGAGAUGAACCCAUACACUGUUUGUGUCUUGUCCAAAAAGAAAAAACAGAAAAAGGCACGUGUGCUCUUCUUCAGGAAACCGGCAACUUUACCUCAGUCAGUGAAGCUACUAACUCGGCAAGAUUGUGACAUCUACACUUCUCUUUUUCUAUAGAAUACUGUAUGCAUGAAUAUACGAGUACACGAUAAUAAUUAUGUCUCCUGAGAUGGCGUUUCUGUCUUUCUUUGUCCGUGCCACCUAAGUUUAAAUCACUUUAAAAAGAAAAUAAAAGAAGACAUAGUUAUUGUUUAUUGCUCAAAUACGGGUGAACUAGCAAAACAAUAUCCUUCAGGUUUUUCCACGAGAAAUAAUAUUUUAGGGAUGAGAAACCACAAGCACUUGGCUCGGUUCCCACGGGAACUUUUUAACUUUUCAUACGUGGGGUAAAAAAAAAAGAAAUGCUAUUAUAAUAUUUGUCUUUUCUCUGCUCUCCAUGUAGGACUGUUAGGAUAUGCAAUGAGAAAACAAUCAGCGGAGGUUUCUGGGUUUUAUUGAUCCUUUUCCAGCUCUGUACGUUACGCCUUUCUGCCAUUUUACAUCGCUUUAUUAGCCAACUUUUUAGUAGUUAAUUUAUUUAUUAUAUCUGGACUUUCAUGGAUAUCUUCUUUUGUCUGCAAGCGAAAAAUAAAAAGUGAAAAACAA